Leptosia nina is the source of this 1458-nucleotide messenger RNA. The record is from the annotation of a GenBank genome assembly. Lineage: Eukaryota; Metazoa; Arthropoda; Insecta; Lepidoptera; Pieridae.
AUGUCCAACAAUUUGAGUGUUAAAAAUAAAGCAUUAAAAAUUCUAGCUGAUGUUCAAACUAAGCAGAAAACACGAAAUGGAAACAGUGUUGAGAAGGCUCGAGGAGAUCAGUCUUCUUAUUCAGAUGAUCCAGAAAAGGAACAAAUUGGUGAACUUUUAGUAAAGUUGCCCAAGUUGAAUAAUAUAUUUGAAGUGCACCGCAAGAUAGGUGAAGGAACAUUCAGUUCUGUAUACUUGGCUUCGCUCCGAAAGCAAUCUGGACUAGCAGAGAGUCAGAAGCGAUGGUUUGCUAUAAAGCACCUAGUGCCCACUGCCCAUCCGGCCAGGGUGGAACAUGAACUUAAAUGUCUGCAUGACAUGGGUGGAAGACAUAAUGUCAUUGGUGUUGAGUUAUGUCUGCGCCAACUAGACACUAUAGUUUUUGUUAUGCCAUACAUACCUCAUAGAAAAUUUGCGGAGUAUGUUGGUGACAUGGACAGUCAUGAGGUCGCUUUAUACAUGCAAGCUUUAUUAGUGGCUUUAAAGCAUGUUCAUUCAUUUGGUGUCAUACACAGGGAUGUGAAACCGAGUAAUUUUCUAUAUGAUCGAGAAAAUAAAAGAUAUCUAUUGGUUGACUUUGGGCUGGCCCAGCGAGUGGUUCCAGCACUCCCUGAACCGCCUCCUGCACAUAUCAACAGCUCAGCCAAAAGACCUAGGGAAGAGGACACAGAAUCUCCUCCAGGAGCGAAGCGCGUUGCGCUGGACCUGUCUCUGCGCCCGCACACUUGUCUCAGCAUGCCCGUGUCAAAGCAAAUAGAUACUCUCAAAAUUAAUACCACACUCAAGCGGAAUAUGCCAAAGAACGGCGCAUCGGUGCUCACAUCAUGCGCGUGCUCCAACAUAGGUGGCGUGUGCGCGUGGUGCAUGCGCAGACCCGGAGCGCGUGCCCCCCGAGCAGGAACCCAGGGCUUUCGGCCACCGGAGGUGCUGCUUAAGAGCCCUGUGCAGGGCACGGCUGUUGAUACGUGGGCGGCUGGAGUGAUGCUGGCUUCACUACUCACUGCUAGAUACCCGUUCUUCCGAGCGGCGGAUGACGUGUCAGCGCUGGCUGAGCUGGCUGACUUGCUUGGCUCCGCUGCCAUACAGCGUACAGCCGCUAGCCUUGGUCGUCGUGUAGUGCUGUCCGGAAGCCGCGGUGGAAUCUGUCUGCGAAAGCUGGCCAAACGACUUAGAAGGCCGCCGAUCCCCGCGCCCCGUGAUACGCCCAUCUGCCCCCGUUGUACCUUGCCUCAGCCCCAUUGCCUCUGUCUCAGACCUCAGAAAGAGCAUAUUCCAGAUGACACAGAGGUUGUAGCUGGUUUCCCUGAGAGCGCCUUCUCUUUAGCGACCCAACUCCUGGAACCGAACCCCCGGACCCGUCUUUCCGCAGAAGAGGCUCUAAAACAUCCAUUCUUAACAAAUUUAUGUUCCAGAAUAUGA